UUUUCUUUCGAUUUGCAGAGAAGAAGAAGAGGAACGAUGAAGGUUAUCGCUGCUUUUCUCCUCGCGAAACUCGCCGGGGACGAGAACCCAAACAAAGGUGAUCUGAAGAACAUCUUCGAUUCCGUUGGAGCUGAGUUCGACGAGACGAAGACGGAUCUCUUCUUUUCUCUGGUGAAGGAUCACGACGUGACGGAGCUGAUCGCGGCUGGGAGGGAGAAGAUGGGGGCUCUAUCUUCCGGUGGUGGAGCUGUUGCUAUGGUGGCUGGAGCAGGAGGCGACGCUCCUUCCGCGGCUGAGCCAGCGACGGAAUCUAAGAAGGUUGAGGAAGAGAAAGAGGAGUCGGAUGAUGGUGAAGGCAUGAUGAGUCUCUUUGAUUGAUUCUGAUCUUGUAAGAUCUAAACAGCUUUUUAUUUUGUUUUUUUUUUUUAAUGUGGGAUUCUAUGGAUGGAUCGUUGUUGCUAACCUUCGGAUAAGUUCAAUAUUUUAAAUCUAUCUGAUGCUCGAAU
Messenger RNA from Brassica oleracea var. oleracea, 506 nucleotides. RefSeq names its product 60S acidic ribosomal protein P2-5. The record is from RefSeq and is a predicted model, not a curated record. Gene Ontology annotation, cellular component: ribosome; cytosolic large ribosomal subunit. Gene Ontology annotation, biological process: cytoplasmic translational elongation. NCBI's taxonomy places the organism in Eukaryota, Viridiplantae, Streptophyta, Magnoliopsida, Brassicales, Brassicaceae. Gene Ontology annotation, molecular function: structural constituent of ribosome. The transcript has a single exon. The coding region runs from base 37 to 378 and encodes 113 amino acids.